Magnolia sinica is the source of this 1723-nucleotide messenger RNA. Its product is annotated as pectinesterase-like. The record is from RefSeq and is a predicted model, not a curated record. Gene Ontology annotation, biological process: cell wall modification. NCBI's taxonomy places the organism in Eukaryota, Viridiplantae, Streptophyta, Magnoliopsida, Magnoliales, Magnoliaceae. Gene Ontology annotation, molecular function: pectinesterase activity; pectinesterase inhibitor activity. Bases 29 to 1660 code for a protein of 543 amino acids. The transcript is spliced from 2 exons.
AAAGAAGUUCUAUACACAACCUUCCACCAUGGCAACGAUCAACACGCCCCUUCUUAGUUCUCCCAAGAGAUCCUCACCUACUUUCAAAGCCCUCAUCCUUGUAAUUUCCAUAGCCACCAUCACAGCCCUAGCAUUUCUUGCGGCCCACCAACUGACGAUCACAAAUCACUUCAAAAUAUGUAAUCAGGCCCACCAGCCAUCUUCAUGCCGGGCCAUUCUUUCCAGUCUAGCCACCUUCAAUAUCCUACCAUUGACCAAGAUCAAGCUCCUUCAGACCAUACUAGAAGAAUCUCUACCGCACAUCGAAAAGGCCACUAUGGUGGCUAACAGCAUCCACCGUCGGAUCAACGACCCAAAUCAACAAAUGGCUCUAUCUGAUUGCAUGCUGCUGAUGGAUCUAUCACGUGACCGUUUGAAAGACUCCGUAUCAUCUCUCGACGAUCCAACCGCACAAUCUAAUGCAAAUGUACAUUCAUGGCUUAGUGGGGUCCUCACCAAUCAUGUCACUUGCUCAGAUGGGCUCCACGGGUCCACCAAAUCAACGAUGAUGAUCGAGCUAGAUCACUUGAUGGCCCUGGCCAGUACCUCCCUAUCCAUUAUCAGUGCUAUUUCUUCUUCAAAUGAAGAAGAACUGAUUGGACGGCGUGCCGGGGACUUCCCAUCUUGGAUCACGGCCAAGGACCGGAAACUUCUGGAAGCAUCGCCAAACGACAUUAAGGCCAACGUCGUCGUGGCUAAGGACGGAAGCGGGAAAUACAAGACGGUGCAAGAAGCGGUGAACGCCGCACCAGAUAAUAGCAAGGUCCGAUACGUGAUCCAUGUGAAGAAGGGAACAUAUAAAGAGAAAGUCGAUGUGGGGAAGAAGAAGAAGAACAUAAUGCUAGUAGGGGAUGGCAUGGAUUCCACGAUCAUAACCGGAAGCCUCAACGUCAUCGACGGAACAACCACCUUCAAUUCAGCGACAGUCGCUGCUGUCGGUGAUGGAUUCAUCGCACAAGACAUCUGGUUCCAGAACACAGCCGGACCGGAGAAGCAUCAGGCGGUCGCCCUCCGUGUCGGCGCGGACCAGUCCGUCAUCAACCGCUGCCGUAUCGACGCCUACCAAGACACUCUCUAUGCCCAUUCCCUACGCCAAUUCUACAGAGACUGCUCCAUCACCGGCACCGUCGAUUUCAUCUUCGGCAAUGCGGCGGUCGUCUUUCAAAAAUGCAAGCUCAUUGCCCGUAAGCCCAUGAGCAAUCAGCAGAACUUGGUGACUGCUCAAGGCCGGACGGACCCGAAUCAGAACACAGGCACUUCAGUUCAGCAGUGUGAGGUAAUCGCGAGCUCUGAUCUAGUACCCGUUAAGGGUAAGAUCCGGACGUAUCUGGGCCGUCCAUGGAAAGAGUACUCCCGGACUGUAUUCAUGCAGUCAUCCCUCGGUGAUCACAUCGCACCAGCUGGAUGGCUGGAAUGGAAUGGGGACUUUGCAUUGAAGACAUUGUAUUAUGGAGAGUAUGCAAAUAGCGGGGCGGGUGCUGGGACGAGCAAGCGGGUAAACUGGCCCGGUUAUCAUGUGAUCACGAACCCGAAUGAAGCACUGAAAUUCACGGUGGGCCAGCUGAUACAAGGCGGGGCAUGGUUGAAGAGUACAGGAGUGGCCUUUACAGAAGGGCUGUGAAUCUUGUUGUUAUUUUAAUAUAUAAUAUAUUUAGAUCUGAGAUUUUCCUCGAUCAUUAAGUAA